AUGAGAAACCACACAGCCAUAACCACCUUCAUCCUCCUGGGGCUCACGGAUGACCCGCAACUGCAGAUUCUGACUUUCAUACUUCUAUUUAUUGCCUACAUGUUGAGCAUAACAGGAAACCUGACCAUCAUCCUCCUCGUUUUAGUGGAUUCCCACCUUAAAACUGCCAUGUACUAUUUUCUCCAAAAUUUUUCCUUCUUAGAAAUCUCAUUCACUACUGCCUGUAUUCCCAGGUACUUGUACAGUCUGUCCACAGGAGACAGGACUGUUUCCUACAGCGCUUGUCUAAGUCAAAUAUAUUUUGAAUAUAUUUUUGUAGUAACAGAAUUUUUUCUCCUGACCAUCAUGUCCUAUGACCGGAACGUGGCCAUCUGCAAACCCCUGCACUAUGUGACCAUCAUGAACCCCAGGGUCUGCAAAAUGCUUGUCUUCUGCUGUUGGAUGAUGACAUUUUUGUUGAUAGUCCCACUAUUUAUUUUGCUAUUGGGUCUGGAAUUCUGUGACUCUAAUGCCAUCGACCACUUUGCCUGUGAUGCGAAUCCUCUCAUAAAGAUCUCAUGCUCAGAUACUGGGCUCGUAGAGCGGAUGGUCAUUAUCUGCUCGGUGUUGAUCUUCAUCCUGACUCUCAUGUGUGUGGUUUUGUCCUAUGCUUAUAUCAUCAGAACAAUCCUGAGGUUCCCAUCAGCGCAGCAAAGGAAGAAGGCGUUUUCCACCUGCUCGUCCCACAUAAUUGUGCUUUCUAUCUCCUACGGCAGCUGCAUCUUUGUCUACACCAAACCUUCAUCAAAAGACGACAUGACCAUGAAUAAGGGGAUCACAUUAUUUCCUACUUCCAUCUCCCCCAUGUUGAACCCAUUUAUUUAUUCUUUGAGGAACAAACAAGUGAUACAAGCCUUUAACGACUUAGUCACAAAAUUGUACUCCUCUCAGGGAACUAGGGCAAUGUUGAAGUAA
Molecule: messenger RNA, 954 nt
Organism: Condylura cristata (star-nosed mole)
Lineage: Eukaryota; Metazoa; Chordata; Mammalia; Eulipotyphla; Talpidae
Product: olfactory receptor 6C2-like
Exons: 1
Coding region: 1-954 (317 amino acids)
Biological process (GO): G protein-coupled receptor signaling pathway
Cellular component (GO): membrane
Molecular function (GO): G protein-coupled receptor activity; olfactory receptor activity
Source: RefSeq, a predicted model, not a curated record